Molossus molossus (Pallas's mastiff bat) is the source of this 1335-nucleotide messenger RNA. RefSeq names its product zinc finger protein 709-like. The transcript is spliced from 4 exons. Bases 1 to 1335 code for a protein of 444 amino acids. The record is from RefSeq and is a predicted model, not a curated record. NCBI's taxonomy places the organism in Eukaryota, Metazoa, Chordata, Mammalia, Chiroptera, Molossidae. Gene Ontology annotation, biological process: regulation of DNA-templated transcription. Gene Ontology annotation, molecular function: DNA-binding transcription factor activity, RNA polymerase II-specific; RNA polymerase II cis-regulatory region sequence-specific DNA binding.
AUGAAGGACUCAUUUGUCCUUGAAGAUGUGACUAUAAAGUUUACCCUGGAGGAGUGGGCUUUACUAAAUCCUUCACAGAAAAAACUCUACAGAGAUGUGAUGUGGGAAACCUCCAGGAACCUGGCCUCCAUAGGUAAAAAAUGGGAAGAUCAUAACAUUGAAGAUCAGAACAAAAACCAAGGGAGAAAACGAAGAAUUCUUGUGUUAAAGAAAAUCUGUGAAAGGGAAGAGGUUAGUCCACGUGGAGAAAAUGUCAGAUUUACUCCAAAUCUCAACCUGAACAAGGAAUCUCUUCCUGGAGUAAAACCAGAUGAAUACAGCAUAUGUGAGAAAGUCUUCACAGAUCGUUCAUCUUUGAAUAGGCACACUGGACGUCACACUGGACACAAGCUCUCUGAGUAUCAGAAAUAUAGAGAGAAGCCAUAUAAAUGUAACAUAUGUAGUCAAGUUUUUAGUUCCCUUCGAUGUAUUGAAAACCAUGAAAGAACUCACAACGAAGAGAAAACCUAUAAAUGUAAAAAGUGUGGAAAAGCCUUUAUGGGGCUCACAUUGCUUCAAGGACACAUGAUCACACAUACUGCAGAUGCUCCUCAUAAAUGUAAGGUACGUGGGAAAACCUCUAGUUCUUCAACUUCUCUUCAGACAUGUGACCGAGUCCACCCUGGAGAGAAGCCCUAUCAAUGCAAACACUGUGGAAAAACCUUCAUGAACUAUCGAAGUUUUCGAAGACAUGAAAAAAGUCACACUGAAGAGAAACGCUAUAAAUGUACAUUAUGUGGGAAGGCCUUCAGAUACCGCAGUUCCUUAGAACCACACAAAUGGACUCACACAGCAGAAAAACCCCAUGAAUGUAAGGAAUGUGGAAGAGCUUUCAAACAAAACAGUUCCUUACAAAGACACCAAGAGACUCACACAGGACGGAAAUCCUAUGAAUGUAAACAUUGUGGUAAAACCUACAGUUAUCACAGCUCCCUUAGAGUACACAUGAAAAUACUCGCUGGAAAUACUCCUUAUCAGUGUAAGGAAUGUGGAAAAUCAUUCCCUCGCCGUAGUUGGUAUCAAAGACAUGAAAGAAGUCACACUGGAGAGAAACCCUAUGAAUGUAAACAAUGUGGUAAAACCUAUAGAGAUUAUAGUUCCUUACGAAUACACCAAAGAAAUCAUACUGGAGUGAAGCCAUUUAAAUGCAAGGAAUGUAAAAAAGCCUUCACUUGUAACAAAAUUCUUCAGUUACAUUUGAGAGUGCACACUGGAGAGAAACCAUAUAAAUGUGAAGAAUGUGGGAAAGCCUAUUCUGAUCACUAUUCUUUUCAAAGGCAUAAGAGGACUCAUUGA